AUGGGUAUUGCAGUUAGGCUACUGCGCAAAAAAGAAUUUGGACACAUCCGAUUGGAACUGGAAGAAAAGAUGAAUGAGGAAGCGAAACCGAUGGAGCGAUCUUUAAUAGAGAGUUUUGUUAGAAUUCGAAAGAGCGAAUUGCCACACUCGACGGAAAACAUCGGCAGCGAUAGGUGGGAGCGCUCGAAAAUCGGUGACAUUGCUCGACUGGUGGGCAAAUAUGACGACAGCGCUUGUGAGAGGCUUAACGAGAAGAUUGAUGAAGAGAGGAAUUUGGAAAUGGAAACUUCUUAUAUACCUCCUGUAGUGCAUGCCACUGGAAAGAGUAUUCCGCGCCCAACGUCAUACAUGAGAUCUAGCAUAAAGAAAUGGAAGGAUGCGUGGAAAAUGAAAAAAUUCAGUGAUCAAGGAAAGAAUAAAUGUGCAGAAGCACAGAAAGAAAAUGAUGACACAGUAUCACCAUUAUCUACUCAAAGUAGUGAGAGCGGUAGCUUUGUUACUCAAACGGCAAUAUUACCUCAUACUCCAAAAAGAUCGUCUCACAUCAAACAACCGUCGCCAAUAAUAAAAUAUUUAUCAGAUGAAACUGAAAAAUUGCUUAAGAGAAGGGCUAGAAAAUUGAAGCAUUCUUUUCAGCAUGAUGAUCUCAUAACCACAGAUGAUUUGAAAAGUUCAUCCGUUUCACAACAAAACGAAACCGAUUCAGUCGGUUUCAAAAUGAGUGAAACGUCAGGAUACGAGUUGAAAUUUGACGAAAAGAGCAUCGAAGAAAUUCUCAACCCUGCGAAUGAAUCGAAUCUCGCAGUUGAACAGUCCUUCAGCGACGUGGCCGAACUGAAGGCGAUCGCGAUGCCGCGAGAUGAUGUGGAGCAGUUCCGUUCAACAAAUGCAAGGCCUCCCGUAAUGAAGCUAAAAAUAAAAGCGCAGUCGGAUGAGAGCACGCUGCCUCACGCGGACUUUAUGUUUACCCAAGGAGUUUCCCUAACAGAUGUAAAAGGCGAUAGUGGAUCGCUUAGUCAAGAUUGGUCAAUCCCGAAGCGUAGUGACAAGGAGAAAGGAGCCGAAUUUCUUUUCCAAUCCACUAACUCUGCAGGGGAGGCAUGGUGCUUUUCGGGUGUGUCUUUUGGGUCUGAUACAGCCCACCAAUUCCUAUCGGUAACGGAGAAUGUGUCUUCCUGUGGAGCUCAGGAGGAGAAUGAAAAUGGAUCUAUGCUAGUUAUUUGCAAAGAAAAAUUUUGCGGUGAUCACAUCGACGAGGAGAAGGAAACGGAAGAGGCACAAACGGUGGAAAAUGUAGGACUAAGAAGUGAAGGACACACGGGUAGAAUGUCUACCGGAAGAGUUGCUAAAACAAUAACGUCAGCAGAGGAACAAUCAAUUAGGAAAGAGAUGGUUGACAAAGACGAAAGUGAAGAACAUAGUACAGAGGGAGCGUUACAGAUGAUAAAGAAUGAGGAAAGGCUAGAUGUCUCGCUAUCGGUUGAUGGUAGAAGAAAACAUAGUGUUUCAAAGCCAGCUGCAAGUAGAAGGAUUGCAUUUCUUCUGGACGAAGAGAGAAAGAGUCCUACUAUUGCAGUACCUGAUAAGUGUCCAUUUUCUUGUAUACCUUCUACUGAGACCAGCACCAAAAAGAAAAAAAAUAUUCCGAAAGCGCUGACAAUACCAGAUCGAAUCAAUUCUCGUUUCGGUGACCCAAGUGUUUUGCUUUCGGAAACUAAUGUAUCUGCGAAUAUAACAGCUCAAGAAAGUUUUGUAGAGAUCGUCUCACCACUCAAGCGCCCACAUUCGGUUAGUAUUUGUAUGAAGGUGAACAGUCCUAGUUUACCGUGCUUGAACACUGGCACUCCAUCUGAAAAAGAAUCAUUAUUUACAUUCAAAAAGACCCCACCAAUCCCAAAACGAGGACUUAAAGAAGUUUCUGCUUGGGAACAGAAGCAAUAUCAAAUUGGGAACAACGAAGUUAGCCUGCCAACUAAUUCGAAUGUGGAGACCGAGGAAGAGAAACCUAAACCUUCCGUAAAAUGUAAGGCAAUAUCCCAGUUGGAUAUCUUAGGGAAAAAGAAGGAAUGCGUUAAAAUUCCUGAGAGAGGAAAAUCGCUACAAAAAGUUGAAGAUUCUGCUACUAAACAGGAUAACAAAGUAUGUAAGGAAGGAGUGAACGAGGCGAACCAACAAUUAAUCACUAUGAAAGAGAUGAAAAAGGAGGAUCCAAUAACAUUCUUUAACAUCAAAGACUGGGAUGAAAAAGUUGGGCAAGGUGUUUUUGAGAAGCCGUCUGAUCUAAAUGUAACAGAUUGUGAUAGAAGUAAUAGUAGAAACACUGGUCAAAAUACAAUGAAGCGCUUCGAAGCACUAAGUUUAGAAUCACUAAUAAAUGAUGGCAAAAAAGAGGAUUCACGGAAGAAGGCAAAUCAAAUCACUUCGAAAAAGGAGGGAAGCAAGGUUACCGCAGCUUGCAAUAGAUUUUCCGUGAUAAAUGAAACGUUUACUAGCGGGAAACAGCUCGAUCGAGGAGAUCCGGAACCCCUCGAAGUGGACGAGGUGUUUCAGAACGUCAGUGGUGACAAAGGAGUCUCGGAAAACAUAAAAGAAUCGCACAGUAAACGAGAUGUUGGAGAAGAAGAAACACGCAGAACAGAUGUUCAAAGGGAUGAUAUUCUGGAAGAAAUGCAAAUUGUUGAAUCUACAAAACGAUUAUGUGCUGAAAGCAGUGAUGAAAUUUCGACCUAUGACGUCACCGUUGUUGCCGUCAAUAAAAAGUACGAGACAGUAGCAACUGAGACGAGCGAAUUUAGUGAAUAUGUAACAAGUAUGAAUGAUGAUGAAAAGAAAAUGGACAGCAGGUGUGUUCUCGAAGAGAAAACUCUUGCAAAAACUCCAGGUGUGAUCAGAAGCAGAUAUAGUAAACGCGAUAAAUUGAUGAAGCAGUCGUCGCAAGAGAAAGAGAUUAUCACAAUUGAGACGAAAGAAUGCAAACAAUCGAGCAAAAGCACCGGUAAGGAAAUCGCCCUUCUCAUUCAAGCUGAAGAAGUAACUUCUACAGUCGUUUUGAGCUCAAUGUCAGAUAUUCAUAUACGCAAAGCGAGGUUAACAAAAGCGCAGAAGUUUCCCGAUACGCCAGUGCUUAAAGGAAAUAAAAGUGUGGUAUGUACUUCUACACUGGAGGAAACAGUGGGACAUCACUAUAAGACUGCUCCAACCGCUAAAACUGAUGUAGUAAACGACCUGUGCAAACAGGAAUUGUUCGUUACUGAUAAUGAUUCUCGAAGUUCGGUGGAUAUCAAUGAACUUUUGAAGGAUGGAGAUCUAGAAAAUACUGGAUUGAUUGCAGAUGUUCGCUCAAGUGAUGAUAUUGCUCUUUCGAAACGACUUGGUGUGGAGAGCAUCUCAGAAACGACAAAAAAUUUCGAAGGAAAACCUAAUGACCAGGAAAGUGAACUUACAACAGAAUUAUGCGAAGAAUCGCAGAUACCACCAACUACUGCAAGAAGGGAGUCAAGAUCCGUUGAUAGUACUCUAAAUAGUAAGCAGGAAACGAAGAAACCCAAGUUGAUUGCUGUAACAAGAAGCGAUGUCGUUUUUCUUCCACCGGCACAAUCAUUUACCACAGCUACUACAGUGCUACACAAGAGAGAUGAUAAGAGCACAAGUGUAGUGGAGCUUGUUGUUCCCAGCUCGGAAGCAAGAGCUUACGACGAUGAUACUGUUUCCAGUUCUACCACUUUAGAGUGGAAAGUGGGCGAAGAUAAAUCUGACGAAAAUGCUAGAUUAAAUGUCGCCGUUCCGAAUGCUCCUAAUGUAAGCUGGGCAUGGAAGAAGGCUCGAAAAUUGAUCGAGAAGAACAAAAACUUGAGCUCACAGAAUGAAGUCUGCGCCGAACUGCCCAUCAGUGAAGCGAACGUCUCACCUUGCGGUUUGUGCAGUCAGAUAUUCAGUAAUGCAGUCCGAGGUAACACUGCUAUUGUCCCGUCGCUCGUCAUGAGACCAGCAUCUGAUGAUCAGAGUAUGGCAGUUGUCGACAAGUCGUGUGCACUUUUAUGGAAACCUCUAAUGGACGAUAGAAAAUGCUGUAUCUUCGACUACUUCAUCCUGAACAACGAUAACAAAGAAAUGAAGACGUGGUCUUUUGUUGUGGAGUCAACGGACGUAUCCUGUACAUUAGAGGUGAUAUCACAGGCUGAAGAGAAAUUUAUUGCGAUAUCGUCAUCAGACGCUACUACCGUACUGACAAAGCCUGUGCUUAUGAAGGAUACCUACCUUGUCGAGAUUAAAGAGAUUUCCUUCGGAAAAUGGCAUGACGGUGGAACGGAUGAUUUCGUUUCCUCCUUAUCUGUCGCGAAAAUUAAAGAGGAUAACCAUGAGUACUAUAAGGUAAGUCAACGACUGACAUUAAAACACGUUGAAGGAAUCACAAGCAAUAAUUACGCUAUCAAUGAAGACGAUGUUGGCAAGGUGAUGAUGAAGAGGAUUGGUACUCUUAAAAGUAUGCAUCUCAUGCAGAAUCCUUCGCAUUAG
Molecule: messenger RNA, 4515 nt
Organism: Angiostrongylus costaricensis
Lineage: Eukaryota; Metazoa; Nematoda; Chromadorea; Rhabditida; Metastrongylidae
Source: the annotation of a GenBank genome assembly